Ilyonectria robusta is the source of this 1572-nucleotide messenger RNA. Its product is annotated as triose-phosphate transporter family-domain-containing protein. Gene Ontology annotation, molecular function: antiporter activity; phosphoenolpyruvate transmembrane transporter activity. Lineage: Eukaryota; Fungi; Ascomycota; Sordariomycetes; Hypocreales; Nectriaceae. The record is from RefSeq and is a predicted model, not a curated record. Gene Ontology annotation, cellular component: endoplasmic reticulum; Golgi apparatus. Gene Ontology annotation, biological process: phosphoenolpyruvate transmembrane import into Golgi lumen. The coding region runs from base 1 to 1572 and encodes 523 amino acids. The transcript is spliced from 2 exons.
AUGGAGAAGUUCCCCGACCUCAUAGACCCGCCCAUGGGCGUCCUCUCGCGAUCCCCGAGCCCGCAUAGGCCGCCACCCAGCUUCGCCAACGGCAACCCACCCCGAACCACCGAUCGCUGGUUCCCCGUCGGCAAGCCAGACCACUCGAACGGCUUGGGAUGGUCAGCCGGUGGCCGGGGUCACUCCAGACAGAAGAGUCUUGGUGAUGCCUUUCGCAACAUUAGAGCCCGCAAUGGCAGCGUUGGCCAGAACGCCCAGGAGAUCGCCGAGGCCCUCAGGGCGCCCGUCUCCCCUAAGCUUAUCAUCCUGUGUCUGUUGUGGUACACUUCCUCGGCCCUCACGAAUACCUCUUCAAAGUCCAUCUUGAACGCCUUCCCCAAGCCUGCAACCCUCACCCUCAUUCAGUUCGCCUUCGUCUCGUCGCUGUGCAUCUCGAUCGCCAAACUCGCCGUCGUCUUCCCUGUCUUGCGAACCAAGAUUACGGCCCUCAAGUAUCCGAUCCGAAAGCCAACACGAGAGGUUAUCAUGACCACCCUGCCGCUCGCCGUAUUCCAGAUUGGCGGCCAUCUGCUGAGCUCCGCCGCCACAUCCAAGAUCCCCGUCUCCCUCGUCCACACCAUUAAGGGACUCUCGCCGCUCUUCACCGUCUUCGCUUAUAGAUUCGUCUACGACAUCAGGUACCCCACGGCCACUUACUUGUCACUCAUUCCCCUGACCCUGGGUGUCAUGCUGGCCUGCUCCGGGAAGACGACCUAUGGUGGUGAGCUAAUUGGCGUCAUUCAAGCGCUUCUGGCCGCCAUCAUCUUUGUCUCCCAAAAUAUCUUCUCAAAGAAGCUGUUCAACGAAGCUGCAAAGGCCGAGGCUGAGGCUCCAGGUGUCCCGUCUAAGAAGCUGGACAAGCUCAACCUCCUCUGCUAUUCGUCUGGCAUGGCUUUUAUCCUCACCAUGCCUAUCUGGUUCUGGACCGAAGGCCUGGGGCUCAUCAAGAACAUUUACCAAGAGGGCUCAGUCGACCUAGCCAACACUCCCAACGCAAUGGAUCACGGUCGAUUGUCCCUCGAAUUCGCGUUCAACGGAGUCUCCCAUUUUGGCCAAAACAUCCUCGCCUUCGUCCUGCUCUCCAUGGUCUCUCCCGUCACAUACUCCGUCGCCAGUUUGAUCAAGCGCGUCUUCGUCAUUAUCCUGGCCAUUCUCUGGUUCAGGAGCCCAACGACUCCCAUGCAGGCUGUGGGAAUCGCCCUCACCUUCCUCGGGCUCUACCUCUACGACCGGACUAGUGAGAGCAACAAGGCAGACCGCAAAGCCCAGAUGAUGGCGCAGGGCAAGGAGAUUUCUCUACUCCCCAUGACCAACAACGGCACCAUGCCGACGACUCUCGUUUCUUCUCCGCGGAGUACCAUCAGCGCCCACCCCUACGGCGACGGGUAUCGCGCUCGCGGCACCUCCAUAGACAAGAGGCCGACCCAGAACGGGCGCCACACUCCAUCUGGUAGCAACACGGGCUGGCUCCCCCCCGGCACGAAGCAGGAGGACACUUGGCGAACCGGUGACCGCGUCGCCGGCGUCUCCUGA